Molecule: messenger RNA, 1758 nt
Organism: Camelina sativa (false flax)
Lineage: Eukaryota; Viridiplantae; Streptophyta; Magnoliopsida; Brassicales; Brassicaceae
Product: putative pectinesterase/pectinesterase inhibitor 16
Biological process (GO): cell wall modification
Molecular function (GO): pectinesterase activity; enzyme inhibitor activity
Source: RefSeq, a predicted model, not a curated record
ACUCACAAGUCAUUAAGUUUCAUGAUAACUAUAAUGGCUUUAUCAUCAUCAAUAUCAAAUCACAAGAUUCUAAAAACACUAAUGUUUUUGCUGAUCAUAAACUUCUUAUACCUAAUUCAAACUACUUCAUCUGUGACCAGUUCCGAUUCCAACUCCCACUUCUCAAGAUUCUCGAGACAUCGUCAAAGCUCACCAUCAUCAAGAACCAAACAAGGGUUUCUCGAAUCGGUCCAAGAGAGUAAGAACCAUGCUCUCUUGGCUCGUUCUCUCGCUUUCAAUCUCACGCUUUCCCAUAGAACCGCACAAACCCACACGUUCGAUCCCAUCCACGACUGCCUUGAGCUGCUCGACAACACACUUGACAUGUUGUCUCGCAUACAUGCUGAUAACGACGAAGAAGAUGUUCAUACAUGGCUAAGCGCAGCCCUCACGAACCAAGAUACUUGUGAGCAGAGCCUUCAAGAGAAAUCCAAGUCAUACAAACACGGACCCGCGAUGGAUUUCGUCGCAAGAAACCUCACCGGUUUGUUGACUAACUCGCUCAACUUGUUCCUAUCCGUGAAAUCGAAACACCGGAGACUCUUGUCAGAACAAGACUCGUUCCCCACGUUCGUAACUUCACCAGAGCAACGAAGGCUUCUAGAAGCUUCGGUUGAGGAGCUGAAGGUUGACGCGGUCGUUGCUGCCGACGGAAGCGGGACACACAAAACCAUAGGAGAAGCGUUGUUGUCUACGUCAUUGGCGAGCAGUACCGAGGGCAGAACCGUAAUUCACCUGAAAGCUGGAACCUAUCAUGAGAACAUCAACAUUCCGACGAAGCAAAAGAACGUUAUGUUAGUUGGUGACGGUAAGGGUAUAACGGUCAUUAUUGGUAGCAGAAGUAACAGAGGUGGCUGGACUACUUACAAAACUGCCACCGUCGCCGCGAUGGGAGAGGGGUUCAUAGCGCGGGACAUAACAUUCGUGAACAACGCCGGACCUCAAUCGGAGCAAGCGGUGGCGCUCCGUGUCGGAGCAGAUAAAUCCGUCGUGUAUCGAUGCUCCGUCGUAGGAUACCAAGAUUCACUCUACACACACUCUAACCGACAAUUCUACAGAGAGACAGAUAUCACCGGAACCGUCGAUUUCAUCUUCGGGAACUCCGCCGUCGUGUUCCAGUCAUGCAACAUCGCCGCGCGUAAACCGUUACCGGGUCAGAAAAACUUCGUGACGGCGCAAGGACGGAAAGAUCCGGGUCAAAACACCGGGAUCUCGAUUCAGAACUGUAAAAUCACGGCGGAGUCGAUGACUUAUCUAGGUCGGCCGUGGAAGGCGUAUUCGAGGACGGUGGUGAUGCAAUCGUAUCUCGGCGGGUCGAUUGAUCCGUCGGGUUGGUCUCCUUGGUCCGGUGGUUUUGGUCUCAAGUCUCUGUAUUACGGCGAAUUUGGGAAUUCGGGUCCUGGAUCAUCGGUUUCGGGUCGGGUUAAAUGGAGUAGGUACCAUUCGGCUUUGACGAUGACGGAAGCGGAAAAAUUCACUGUGGCGGGUUUUAUUAACGGCAAUAUGUGGUUGCCGUCAACGGGCGUUAGUUUCGACUCUGGACUUAUCAAGUGAAGUGAGCUCUCUCGUUUGAAUAUAAUUAAUUUCUCAAAUUGUGUUUGUUAUAUAGUCAUUAAUGUUGAAUUGUGAUUAAAGGAAAUGGGUGUGAUAAAUUAUUCUUAAUUAGUUAAAACUGUGUGUUUGUAAUUUAAUAGUUUUAUACACUCCCUUUUCGUUUUA